Molecule: messenger RNA, 2129 nt
Organism: Megalops cyprinoides (Indo-Pacific tarpon)
Lineage: Eukaryota; Metazoa; Chordata; Actinopteri; Elopiformes; Megalopidae
Product: cysteinyl leukotriene receptor 1-like
Exons: 2
Coding region: 100-1170 (356 amino acids)
Biological process (GO): G protein-coupled receptor signaling pathway
Cellular component (GO): plasma membrane
Molecular function (GO): leukotriene receptor activity
Source: RefSeq, a predicted model, not a curated record
UUGCUUCACAGCGCAGGAGGACGGUGAAAACACAAGACGGACUGCAUGAUUCUGCUCUUAUUAUUCCACGCCUGAAAGUUAACUGAAAGGAUAUUGGAGAUGGAGCCUGGAAACGCCUCUCUCAACCCUGCCUUGGACAACGUCACAGACUGCCCCUCCAUUGACGAGUUCCGCAACCAGGUGUACUCCACCGUCUAUUCCAUCGUCACCGUAUUUGGCUUAGUGGGCAAUGGCUUCGCACUCUGCGUCCUGAUCCGGACAGCGCGCCAGCGAUCAUCCUUCCACAUUUACAUGCUGAACCUGGCGGUGUCGGACCUGCUGUGCGUCAGUACACUGCCGCUACGCGUCAUCUACUAUGUAAAAAAGGGCCAGUGGGAUUACGGCGACUUCCUAUGCCGCAUCACCUCCUACGCACUAUACGUCAACCUCUACUGCAGCAUCUUCUUCAUGAUGGCCAUGAGUCUCUCCCGCUUCCUGGCCAUCGUUUUCCCGGUGCAAAACCUCAAACUGCUGAGUGAACGCAAGGCGUGUGCUGCCUGCAUCUGCAUAUGGGUGUUCAUCUGCUCCACCAGCUCGCCCUUCCUCAUGACAGGUGCCUACGUGGACCCCCUCACUAACAAGACAAAAUGCUUUGAGCCACCUGAGAGGAAGGGCAUACUGCGAAAGCUCAUGACGCUCAACUACUUCUCGCUGGUGGUGGGCUUCAUCAUCCCGUUCCUGGUCAUCUUGGUGUGCUAUGCAGGAAUCAUACACACCCUGCUGAUGGGCUCCAGUGCCAUGAGGAAACAGAAGGGCACCCGCACCAAGGCCAUCCGCAUGAUAGCCGUCGUCAUGAUUGCAUUCCUGGUCAGUUUCAUGCCCUACCACAUCCAGCGCUCCGUCCACUUGCACUUCAUGAGCCGCCAGGACGUCUCCUGCGACGAUGUCAUCUACAUGCAGAAGUCUGUGGUUAUCACGCUUUGCCUGGCCGCCUCCAACUCCUGCUUUGACCCCAUGCUUUAUUUCUUCUCUGGGGAGAACUUCCGACGUAGCAUAUCCUCUUUCAGCAGAAACUCAAUUAACCACAGGGCUACCCUGCGCAACCUGCAGGUGCCUUUGAAUGCCCCGCAGGCUCUCCACAAUAAGGACAAUUUACAGGGCUGUAAUGGCUCCCACUCCAACAAGCCAUGAGAGGUGCUUGUCCAAAGACCCUGUGACAGAGUGUCUAUAACCAAAGGCAAUAAUGUAAUGUAAUGUAAUAUAAUGUAAUGUAAUGCAAGACACAAGAGGGUUGGUUCAAAGAAGUUACUUCUACUGGAGACUCACAAGAUGCAAAACAGGCUCGAGCAAGAGUGUAUACACACUAACCAUGGCAACCCAAGACUAGGGAUGCUCCGAUCGAUCGGCCGCCGAUCAUCAUCGGCCGAUAUUCACUUGAAAUUGUUUGAUCUGCGCUCUCCCUGAAGGCCGAUGAGAAAAAAAAUCAGAUGACGCAAAAUACAUGAGACUUUUGGCAACAAUGACUUCUCCCGUCUGGCAGUUUUUUAAGGUGUCCGAAAAAAAUAAGAAAAUCGCUUUAUGCAAUGUAUGUAACAUGGAAAUUCCUCACGGUGGAACUCGGGAAUGACAGUUUAAUACCACCAACCUCAUUAGGCAUUUUAGAACCCGUCACACGACAGAAUACACCGAGUACGAAAGAUUAGCCGCGGUCACUCAGUUGACUGUAAGUGAGACGUUUAAACGACAGGAACCCUAUAGCAGGGACAGUAAGAGGUGGAAGGAAAUAUCAGUAAAGAUAAAGGAAUUCAUUGGCCUUGAUGAGCAGCCUCUUUCUGUAGUAGAGGACAAGGGGUUCCGACGACUUAUAACUUUCUUGGACCCACGCUAUGUCCCUCCAGGACGUAAAUAUUUCACAGACAUGUGCCUGCCACAGUUAUACCAAACGGUGUAUACACACAUUGACAGCCUUUUGGAAGACAAUGUCACAUCGAUCAGAUUUACAAGUGACAUUUGGAGUUCAAGUGCAUGUCCCAUGUCCAUGUUAAGUUUAACAGCGCACUUUAUCGAUCAAAACUUCAAACAACACAACGUUGCGCUUCAUUGUCAAGAAUUUUCCGGGUCACACACAGCGGAGGCUUUGGCAGCUGCAU